UCGACCAAAAUGAUCAGCCUCAGAUACUUUGGGCCAUUAUCAGCUAGAAUUUCUGCUACACAAACAAUUCGCUUAAGUUCUACACAGGUCAAAUUGAAUCUUAUUGAAGAUGAAGUGCGACCCUUUAGUGAAAUUCCCCGACCCUCGAAAUUUCAAUUUAUGCGCAGCUUUAUGCCCGGCGGUGAAUUUCACAAUGCAUCGAUAAUCGAAUUCGCUAUGAAAAUGAGGGAACGCUAUGGUGAUGUAUUUAUACUGCCCGGAAUGUUUGGCCGCAAGGAUUGGGUGGUCACAUUUAAUACCAAGGAUAUUGAGACUAUCUUUCGUAGCGAAGGCAUUUGGCCACAUCGUGAGGGUUUGGAUUCAUUGAUUUAUUUUCGCACACAUGUUCGACCUGAUGUCUAUGGUGAUAGUAAAGGAUUAAUAGCCACGCAAUCAAGUGAAUGGGGUAAACUACGUUCGGCAGCCAAUCCGGUUUUUAUGCAACCCAGAGGUCUUAGAAUGUAUUACGAACCUUUGUCGAAUAUCAAUAAUGAGUUUAUUGAACGCAUUAAGGAGAUACGAGAUCCUGCAACUCUGGAAGUUCCUGAGAAUUUCUAUGAAGAACUAAGCCGCUUGAUAUUCGAAUCUUUGGCUCUGGUAGCAUUUGAUCGACAAAUGGGUAUAGUACGCAAACGUCGUGAUAAUCCUGAUGCGUUGACCCUGUUCCGUACAUCCAGAGAGAUAUUCCGUUUGACUUUCGAAUUGGAUAUACAACCUUCCAUGUGGAAAUAUGUAUCGACACCCACUUAUAGGAAAAUGAUGCGUGCUCUGACCGAAUCCUUGGACAUAGCCCAAAAGAUGUUGGAAGAGACACGCGUUGAAUUGGAGGAGCGACGCCAAAGAGGAGACCCUAUCAAUAGCCAAAGUAUGAUGGAAAGAUUAAUGGAAAUCGAUCCGAAAGUGGCAUUGAUUAUGGGCAUGGAUAUAUUGUUUGCUGGUGUUGAUGCCAGUGCCACAUUACUUUCAGCAUUGUUGCUAUGUCUGGCCAAGCAUCCAGAGAAACAGGUGAAAUUACGUGAGGAACUCUUUAAGGUAAUGCCCACCAAGGACUCGCUAUUGAAUGAGGAGACAAUGAAGGAUAUGCCCUAUUUAAGGGCUGUCAUUAAAGAGGCUCUAAGAUAUUAUCCAAAUGGUUUUGGCACCAUGAGAUCAUGUCCCAAUGAUGUUAAUCUAUCAGGCUAUCAGAUACCCAAAGAUACAACAGUUCUUCUAGCUGCAAAUGCCUUGAUGAAGGAUGAGACCUAUUAUCAUAGAGCAGAUGAAUUCCUGCCAGAAAGAUGGCUACGCGAUCCACAGACCAAUAAGAAAAUUCAAGUGAAUCCAUUUACUUUUCUGCCCUUUGGUUUUGGUCCUCGCAUGUGUAUAGGCAAGCGAGUCGUUGAUCUCGAAAUGGAAACUUCUUUGGCCAAAUUGAUACGCAAUUUCCAUGUGGAAUUCAAUUACGAUGCGUCCAAGCCAUAUAAAUCAUUCUUUGUCAUGGAGCCGGCUAUACCUUUCCGUUUCAAAUUCACCGACGUGAAGGACUAAAUCAAUUUCUGUCAAACAUUUCAUACUCUGAUGUAAAUACUUGUAUAUAUGUAUGUAUAUUUCUAUCAAUUUUUUUUAGUUGUUUGUUUUGUAUAUGUAUAUAAAUCAUAAUUGUGAUAAUACUUA
Molecule: messenger RNA, 1692 nt
Organism: Drosophila willistoni
Lineage: Eukaryota; Metazoa; Arthropoda; Insecta; Diptera; Drosophilidae
Product: probable cytochrome P450 12d1 proximal, mitochondrial
Exons: 4
Coding region: 10-1566 (518 amino acids)
Molecular function (GO): iron ion binding; oxidoreductase activity, acting on paired donors, with incorporation or reduction of molecular oxygen; monooxygenase activity
Source: RefSeq, a predicted model, not a curated record